Molecule: messenger RNA, 1024 nt
Organism: Aspergillus aculeatinus CBS 121060
Lineage: Eukaryota; Fungi; Ascomycota; Eurotiomycetes; Eurotiales; Aspergillaceae
Exons: 1
Coding region: 171-719 (182 amino acids)
Source: RefSeq, a predicted model, not a curated record
GAGACAUGGUCGAAGACAGUGGCUGGGGGCGGAUUAGCGGUGAGGUUGAAGUUGAAACUGUUUCAUGCCCACAGCCAGUCUUGGAGGUGGAGGUUUGGCGUCUGCUCUUCUUGUAUGAUUUUAACAUUGUAUGACUGGUAUCUGCAAAAGGCCCUCCGAUUAGGUAUGGCAUGUUUAAUUUGUUCCACUGCUUCGAGCAAAUCCGUCGUCAUGAGCUGAAGAUUCAUAAUGCAAGCGUGAUUGCUCGAUUUUACGUGGUUGCGAUUGAGCGAUUGACACUGGAGCCUGGAGGUAUGCUUCCCGGUGGUACUCCGUAUGAUAUGUCAAGUUCAAGGGCUCAUGUGAGGUUUACGGAGUACUCCGUACAGAAAGUGGAUUUAUUUCCAGCUCAGAAUGUAGCAGUCGUAGGAGAUGUCAUUUUUUCCGAUGACGAGAUCGACAAUAUGGAUUCCAACAUCGGAAUCUUAGGUGAUCCUACCGAUACUCCGCAGAGUACUAAUAAUCCCAAGUUAUGGGCUGGGAGGGCCGAGAAGUUCCUCCCUUGCGUAAGGCGGUGCGUUUUUUUUUUUUUUUGCACUCCUUCUUCCCCCCACACCCCAAGGAACUUAUUCCAAGGAACUAUGAACGAAACGAACCCCGCAACCGAAAAAAAAGAAGAAAAGAAUAGGAACCAGAACUGGUCGGUCGGAUUUACAGGACCGGAAUUUACGAAUUUCUAGACUAGGUGCGACAGAGUUAUUUACGAUCAUCCAUCGAGACGUGACGAGACGGACCAGAUAGGGUAGAUAGGUAGAUAGGGCCUGGGCAAGGCGAGCUGGAGGAGUGAAACGCGCCCUGUAAAUGGGUUUCAUGCCUUUUUUCGGUUGUUUUUUUUUUUUCUCUUAUGUGUGUUGAUUCGGGCUGAAAGGAAAGUCUUAUGUGGAUUGUGGAUGAGAGAAGCGUAAGGUAGUCUUAUGGCGGUAGUGGUUAAUUCGUAAGGGCCAAAAAAUAAAUAAUAAUAAACAAAUAAAUAAAUCGAACCCGG